AUAUUUUUUAAACUCGAAAUUGCUUUUUGCAUCAGUAGAUCUGGUUCUUAACCAUGGUGUAUACAGAAGAACAGAAAACAAUGUCUAACCCUCAAUUAAAACCACAUUGAGCAAUGUUGAGCCCAUAGUUUAUCCUGAAUUAGGACCAUUUUAUAACUGAUGGUUGAUUAGAGUUAUAUACACUUUGAAACUUUGAAAUCAACUAGACCAUCUAUCAUCUCAGAUGGUGGAACCUGUGGUUACUUUAUUAUGGUCAGCCAUCAUUCAUCUUUCAUAAUGGAUCAUAAUUACCCAAUUGCAUUUCGGAAUCAAAGUAAUUGUACACUAUGAUAGGACCCACAACACACAAACACAAUCCGUAAUUAUUCUUUCAAGCUAACUAUGCUUUCCUGGCAUAUUUCUUGAAUAUCAACAAUUAAUAUCCAUUUCAAAUACACAGUAAUUGUGAACCAUAUACAUUUAUCAAAAUAAUUGACUUAAUAAGCCUUGUUAAGUAAGGUACUAUUAAAAUGAUGGUGGUUUAAAUGACACCAGACCGAUUCUUAUUUGGUUGAAAUGUGAUUAGCAUUUCAGAAUGUAGACAGACCUGGGAGGUGAUCCCUACUCACAGCUCAUAAAAAGAAGAGGGUAAUUGUGUGUGGGACAGGCAGCACCGGAGAGGGAUGCUUUCUGUAUGUCUGUAUCUGUCUGAAACUAUUGUACAAGCCUUUCAGAAAUGUUCAAGUAAUUGAAAGCAUUGCAGAACAAAGGCUUUCUUGAAUACAGCCCAGGAAGAUUGAUUUGUGAAUACAAAGUGUGAGAUUGUAUUAAAAAUUACACAUGUGCAGCACCUGAAAAAAGCAAUUUGAAAGGCAUUUUGAAAAUCAUCCCUACUCUGUAUAAAUCUGUAAAACACUGAAGGAAACCUUUUAAUUGCAGGUGGACCAAGGGCUUAUCUUCUACUAUCAUGAUGGCAGCGACACUGAAUUUGACAGCUUCACAGUUAUAGCCUUGGCUUCUGAGAUAGACAGGAACAGCAAACCGGUGACGGUCAACAUUACUAUCAUUCCAGUCAAUCAUGAUCCUCCCAGAGUUACAGGCAGUAUUGGAUUGAAGGUCCGCUGUCUGGUGGUUUUAGCUUCACAGUGAGUGACGGAACUCACACCACCGCUCAGGUCUUCAAUGUUACCGUGAGGCAGCUGUCCAUCGUCAUGGAAACCAAGGGGGAGCUUGCAGUGUAUCCAGGAACAAGCAAACCAAUCACUAGCCAGAUCCUUAAAACAGUGACCAAUGGCAUGAGAGAGGAGGCACUCUCAGAGGAGAUAACGUAUCAUGUAUUGAGAGCACCACAUCUAGGCAGAUUGAUCUCAGCCAAUCAGACCAUGGUGUCCAGUUUCACUCAGGCAGGGCUGGAGACUGGAUCUAUUUGGUAUCAGCAGGAGCUCCCCAAGAAGGCAUUCUGGAUUUCCCAGGACUCCAUUGAUUUCCUGCUGUCUGCUCCUCUAGCCUCCGAGCUGGAACACACACUCCCGGUAUCCAUAUCCUUCCUGGAGCAGAACCCCACCAACUCCUCCCAGCUCUGGAAGAAUACAGGGCAAAUCUUAUUGGAGAAUAUGGUUCUACUGAUGUGCCAGAAUACCUGCUGAAUGCAACCCGCUUCAGUAAACAUAUAUCGCACUAUUAUAAAAUGCUGUCUCCGACAUUUUAUGAGGUCAAAUUGUAGUCCAAAUCACUAACUGUGAAAGCAAAGCUCCAUUGGGAAAUGACGUCAGAGUGCCGUUAUUUUUUAUAAGUAGGUUGUGUUUUCAGCAUAUGAAACAUUAGAAAGCACAAAUAAUCCUUGUAAAGUUCUGUAAUAAUGAUAUUAAACUAUAAAUCCUGUGCUAUGUUAAUCUAUGUUGCUUUUUCUUAUGGCACACAACGCUGGGAACAGUGAAAAGUAGCUAGCAGGUAAUAUCUAGGCAAACUCUUUGCAUGGUUUGAUUAGCAAACAAGAAAGACACGUCCUGUCUUCCUUUCUUUUAACAAACUGUUAAUAACAUUUUUUAUAUUGUAUGUCAAUUAUAUGUUGAAUUGAAUAAUUACAUACAAAUAAUAUAUGAGGCUUAAAUUUGAAAGCCGAAGGUUUUCUCAACUACCUGAAUAUCUUCACCUGUUAUUGCAUUAAGUUGCACAUAUUAGCAAGUUUUAAGUUUCAAUCUCAAAACGAAUGUUACCCUGAAAUGUGAGUGAUUUAUUAUAGUGUUAUGUGCACUCCUCAAAUGAAAAAGGCUCUAUGUAUAAUAUAGAGAAUCCAAUGAUGGGGAUCUGGGAACCACCAACUCAAUAGAGUAUAGAUAAUUGAUCACACAGUACUAGGGAUAUGAGAGACUGGGGAUUACUCAGUAUUGGAACUAGGGAGCCAGAAAAUUCAAAUGCAUGGGCAUCUGAAAGCUAGAGAUUCUAAAGUGACCGUAGCUAACAAAAUAUGUAAGCAGACACUCUUUUCCCAGUGUUGAAGCACAUAGUAUUCCAGCAAGAGCAUUAUUUUCUCACAUCCAGUUUCUGGUAAUACCAUUAGAAUUAAACAUUUGCAUGUUUAA
Polyodon spathula (Mississippi paddlefish) is the source of this 2561-nucleotide messenger RNA. Its product is annotated as chondroitin sulfate proteoglycan 4-like. NCBI's taxonomy places the organism in Eukaryota, Metazoa, Chordata, Actinopteri, Acipenseriformes, Polyodontidae. The transcript has 4 exons. Bases 1191 to 1625 code for a protein of 144 amino acids. The record is from RefSeq and is a predicted model, not a curated record.